Molecule: messenger RNA, 704 nt
Organism: Mytilus trossulus (common blue mussel)
Lineage: Eukaryota; Metazoa; Mollusca; Bivalvia; Mytilida; Mytilidae
Exons: 7
Coding region: 30-632 (200 amino acids)
Biological process (GO): phospholipid biosynthetic process
Cellular component (GO): membrane
Molecular function (GO): phosphotransferase activity, for other substituted phosphate groups
Source: RefSeq, a predicted model, not a curated record
CAAAUUUAUGUAAACAUUGGCACGUGAAAAUGGGAACAGAGGUUUUAUUUUUCGUUCCUAAUAUAAUAGGUUACUUUAGAUUAGCUUUACUAUGUGCCAGUUUAUGGUUCUACAGUAACCCUGUCUGGUUCCUUUCCCUAUACGGCCUGUCAGCAUUUUUAGAUGGCUUUGAUGGUUAUUUUGCCAGGAAAUUGAACCAGACAUCUGUAUUUGGUGCAUGGUUUGAUGUGGUUAUAGACAACAUCAGUAGAGGAUUUCUAUGGUGCUUACUUUACAAGUGGGGUUAUGGUGUUAUUCUGAUUGAAUGGCUGACAUUUGUGUGUACUCAUAAAAGGGGAGCUAACUGGAGGAUACCAGAUGAAAGUUUUCCAUUACUUUGUAAACUUGUUAUGCAGAAUUGUUUUAAGUCACCCCUAGGUAUAAUAGCUUUGACAGGGGUCCAUUGUUUACCUGUUUGGUUGUAUGCCUGUGAUUCUAAUUUCUUGACUGACCUUGGCCUUCACUUGUGGUUACAAUACACAGGUUCUGCAGUAUUGGUUGUAGGCAGGUUAUUGGCUUUAAGGGUUGAGAUAUUUUACAUAAUGACACAUAUCAGAACUAUGCUUGACGAAACAGCCUCCACUGCAGAUUAAAUGUUGUUGUAAUUUGCAUUUGUUUUUAAGUCACAACGAAGCAAAAAAAUGUACAAAAUAUGUUGCUGCCAA